CGUGCGCUCCGGGCUGGGCGGUUUGGGGGGGGGGGGGGGGGGGCUUUGGAUGAGAGAUUGAGAGGUCGGAGGCGAGACGAGACGAGACGGGGACGAGCAUGGAGAUCGCCGCAGGCGAAGCGGCGUCCUUGGAGACCGACCUCUUGCAGCUCAAUGAGGUGUCCCCCCUGGCUCUGAAAUCGAACUCCGAUUUCGUGGAGAAGAUCUUCCAGCAGUGGCUCGCGCUCCCCGACAGCAACCGGCUGGUGACAUCAUUGAUAAAUGAUGCAAAGGCAGGUGCAUCUCUGAAUGCUCCUGGGAGCUCUUCGAGCACCAGUGCUGCUUCAGGCAAUUCAUUACCUUCCAUGUUUGCUGCUGGAAAUGCACCUCCACUUUCCCCUAGAAGUACACCCGGUUCCCCUAGAAGUGCAUCCGGUUCCCCUCGUAUAAUGAAACAGAGAGCUGGCCCUUCUAAUUUGGGUUCUCCUUUGAAAGUAGUUAGCGAGCCAGUUAAAGAAUUAAUACCACAGUUUUACUUUCAAAAUGGCCGGCCGCCUCCAAAAGAACUGAAAGAACAAUGCAUAUUGAGAACCAAUCAAUUCUUUUAUGCUCACUCCGAUGGUUUGCAGAUAAAUGACUUCAAAUUAGUUACGAGGGAAAUUUGCAAGUUGCCAUCAUUCUUCUCGACGUGUCUUUUCAGAAAGAUUGAUGUUAAUGGCACUGGCUUCAUUACGAGGGAUGCGUUUGCUGAUUACUGGAUAAAUGGGAACAUGUUGACACUGGAUGUAGCAACUCAAAUCUAUAAGAUUUUGAAGCAACCAAAUCUCAAGUAUCUCACUCAGGAUGACUUCAAACCUGUGCUUCGAGAGCUUUUGGCUACUCACCCUGGACUGGAGUUUUUGCAGACCACGCCUGAGUUUCAGGAAAGAUAUGCUGAAACAGUGAUAUACAGAAUAUUUUACUACAUAAAUAGAUCUGGAAAUGGCAAUCUGACUCUCAGGGAAUUGAAACGUGGGAACUUGAUUGAUGCAAUGUUACAUGCAGAUGAAGAAGAAGAUAUAAAUAAAGUCUUGAGGUAUUUCUCUUAUGAACAUUUUUACGUCAUAUACUGCAAGUUCUGGGAAUUGGAUACAGAUCAUGAUUUCUUGAUAGAUAAGGAGAACCUUAUCCGAUAUGGCAAUCAUGCACUUACCUACCGAAUUGUAGAUAGAAUAUUUUCUCAGGUCCCGAAAAAAUUCACCAGCAAAGUUGAAGGGAAGAUGGGUUAUGAAGAUUUUGUUAACUUCAUACUGGCUGAGGAGGAUAAAUCUUCUGAGCCUAGUCUUGAAUACUGGUUUAAAUGCAUAGAUUUGGAUGGAAAUGGAAUUUUGACCCGAAAUGAAUUGCAAUAUUUCUAUGAGGAGCAGUUGCAUCGUAUGGAGUGCAUGGCUCAAGAGCCUGUGCUCUUUGAGGAUAUUUUGUGUCAGAUAAUUGACAUGAUUGGGCCAGAGAAUGAAAGUUAUAUCACAUUGAAUGAUCUGAAAGGCUGCAAACUCUCGGGAAGUGUAUUCAAUAUUCUUUUCAACCUCAAUAAAUUUAUGGCUUUUGAGACCCGUGAUCCAUUUCUCAUUCGUCAGGAAAGGGAGAAUCCAAUGUUGACAGAGUGGGAUCGCUUCGCCCAUAGAGAAUAUAUUAGGCUUUCAAUGGAAGAAGAUGUUGAAGAUGCCUCUAAUGGAAGUGCAGAAGUAUGGGAUGAGUCCCUUGAGGCUCCAUUCUAAGAGCGAUUGGUUUUUUAAGAAGAGAAAAAAUCAUCAUCGAGAACAGGCAACGAAGCAAGAGAGCCAACCUGGAAUGAAUUACCCGAUGGAUUCUCAUUCACCUAUAAACUUGUUGAGAGGAGGAACUUCUGCAGAUGGUCAAGAUGGCCUGCCACAGAGCAGAGGCUUCUCUAAAAAAUUGGACGUGGGCUGAUAUUUGGACUUUCGGCGAUAAUAACAAGUACCAAAUUAACAUUUCUGUGGAGGAAAUAUCGGCCUAAACUACACUCAAUUAAAGUCCAAUUCGAAGCAUUGACGCCAUUGGUGAUCUUCUUGCCAGUUUCUGAGAUAUUUGUUUCUCUAGCAUAAGUGGUUGGUGCUUCUCUUAAUAACUUAAGUUUUGAACAUCAGUUUGGUGAUUCUUCUAGUACUCAGAAACUGGUACAAUCAUUUGGCAAGGUUGGAGAGGUAGGCAAUUCUUUCCGUUUUUCUUUCCCUUUUCGUUGGUAGAUUGUUCGAAUAAUGGUUAUUUAUGAAUGGGUUUUGGUAGUUUAGAAGAAA
Molecule: messenger RNA, 2276 nt
Organism: Syzygium oleosum
Lineage: Eukaryota; Viridiplantae; Streptophyta; Magnoliopsida; Myrtales; Myrtaceae
Product: serine/threonine protein phosphatase 2A regulatory subunit B''beta-like
Exons: 13
Coding region: 99-1736 (545 amino acids)
Biological process (GO): protein dephosphorylation
Cellular component (GO): protein phosphatase type 2A complex
Molecular function (GO): protein phosphatase regulator activity; calcium ion binding
Source: RefSeq, a predicted model, not a curated record